This is a messenger RNA of Leishmania braziliensis MHOM/BR/75/M2904, 645 nucleotides long. RefSeq lists its product as hypothetical. Lineage: Eukaryota; Euglenozoa; Kinetoplastea; Trypanosomatida; Trypanosomatidae. Gene Ontology annotation, biological process: positive regulation of cell motility; regulation of cilium beat frequency involved in ciliary motility; cilium assembly. Gene Ontology annotation, cellular component: motile cilium; ciliary basal body. The coding region runs from base 1 to 645 and encodes 214 amino acids. The transcript has a single exon. The record is from RefSeq and is a predicted model, not a curated record.
AUGUUCCACAACAGCUACCAGGCAGGCUUUCUGUCCAUUCUUUACAGCAUCGGCUCGAAGCCGCUGCAGAUUUGGGACUCACAGGUGCGCAACGGCCAUGUCAAGCGCAUCACUGAUGAGGACAUCCAGAGUAGUGUACUGGAGAUUAUGGGGAGCAAUGUGAGCACGUGCUACAUCACCUGCCCCGCCAACCCGAAGCAAACCCUUGGCAUCAAGCUGCCGUUCCUCGUCAUGAUCAUCAAGAACAUGAAGAAGUACUUCUCCUUUGAGGUGACCAUCCUGGACGACAAAAACAUUCGCCGUCGCUUCCGCGCCAGCAACUACCAGAGCACAACGAAGGUGAAGCCAUUUAUCUGCACCAUGCCGAUGCGGCUAGAUGAGGGCUGGAACCAAAUUCAGUUUAACCUCUCCGAUUUUACGCGCCGCGCGUACGGCACAAACUAUGUGGAGACACUACGGGUUCAGGUGCACGCAAACUGCCGCAUCCGCCGCCUGUACUUCAGCGAUCGCCUGUACGCCGAAGAGGAGCUGCCGCCGGAGUUCAAGCUGUUCCUGCCCAUCUCCCAGCAGCCUCCGGCGGCCGCGGCAGAGCAGAGAGAUAUUGAAGCCACCGACGUGCCGCAGGCCGCCCCCGUGGCCCAGUGA